CGCGGGGGACGCGGCGCAGUAGCUGGGCCGGGUGAGAGCGGACGAAGUCGGCGGCGACCUCGGCCUCGCGGCUGUCGCUGCCCGGCACGCAGGGUGCACCCUGACCCUUCCUCUUUGGGCAGACGCUAGGGCGCGCGCACGGUCGGCGUCCAGGGCCUCGAACUCCCGGGCCUCGGCCGGGCAGGCCGCGACUCUCCGGGUGUGAGUCCGCCGGGACCAGCAGCCGCCAAGCGCGGGCAUCACGGAAGCGGCGGCGCCCGACGGUCCUGCAUAGCUGCCUGGUCGUCUGCAGCCGAGCGGCGGAUGUUCUUUUAAAGAAUUGUUGAAGAAGAAUUUUUUUUAUUUUGUUUUUGUUUGUUUUUAAUGGUUUUACAGAAUCUUAAAUAGAAUACAGUUUGACAUGAUGGCAAAAAAUCAGAAGAGUUUGAAAGAAGGAAGGGAGUCAUGUUAGCAAUGGCACAGUAAAUUCUUCAACAGAUGUUCAACAGAUUGAAUAUUUAACAUUAAUGUUUGUGAGCAACUUUGGAGAGCCAUGACAUGAAGUUAUUUGUUGCAAAUUUUAUUGCAAAGGGUUAACUUUACUUCUGACGGAAUAUUUAUAAACAGCUAGACGAAGGCUUUAUAAUAAAUUUUUAAAACUCUUUGUGAUGAUACUACCAUGUUUAGCUCUAUGAUGCCAAGUAGUCCAGUGGACAUUACAUUAAAUGAAAUAAACUAUCUAAAGGUUGGUUUGACUUCCUCAAGUACAGAACUAAGAGGAUUUAUAGAUCAGAAUCUCAGUCCAACAAAAGGUAACGUUUCAUUUGUAGCAUUUCCAGUUUCCAGCACCAACUCACCAACAAAGAUUUUACCAAAAACCUUAGGACCAGUAAAUGUGAAUGUUGGACCCCAAAUGAUUAUAAGUACACCACAGAGACUAACCAGUUCAGGAAGUGUUCUGAUUGGGAGUCCAUACACCCCUGCACCAGCAAUGGUUACUCAGACACACAUAGCAGAAGCUACUGGCUGGGUUCCCGGUGAUAGAAAACGGGCUAGAGAAUUUAUAGACUCUGAUUUUUCAGAAACUAAACGAAGCAAAAAAGGAGAUAAAAAUGGAAAAGGCUUGAGACAUUUUUCAAUGAAAGUGUGUGAGAAAGUUCAGCGGAAAGGUACAACAUCAUAUAAUGAAGUAGCUGAUGAGCUGGUAUCAGAGUUCACCAAUUCAAAUAACCAUUUGGCAGCUGAUUCGCAGGCUUAUGAUCAGAAGAACAUCAGACGAAGAGUUUAUGAUGCUUUAAAUGUGCUAAUGGCAAUGAACAUAAUUUCAAAGGAAAAAAAAGAAAUCAAGUGGAUUGGCUUGCCUACCAACUCAGCUCAAGAAUGUCAAAACCUGGAGAUAGAGAAGCAGAGGCGGAUAGAACGGAUAAAGCAGAAGCGGGCUCAGCUGCAAGAACUUCUCCUACAGCAAAUUGCUUUCAAAAACCUGGUACAGAGAAAUCGGCAAAAUGAACAACAGAACCAGGGCCCUCCAGCUCUGAACUCCACCAUCCAGCUACCAUUUAUAAUCAUCAAUACAAGCAGAAAAACAGUCAUAGAUUGCAGCAUCUCCAGUGACAAGUUUGAAUAUCUUUUUAAUUUUGACAACACGUUUGAGAUCCAUGAUGACAUAGAAGUACUGAAGCGGAUGGGAAUGUCCUUUGGCCUGGAGUCAGGCAAAUGCUCUCUGGAGGAUCUGAAACUUGCUAAAUCACUGGUGCCAAAGGCUUUAGAAGGUUAUAUCACAGAUAUCUCCACAGGACCUUCUUGGUUAAAUCAGGGACUACUUUUGAACUCUACCCAGUCAGUUUCAAAUUUAGACCUGACCACCGGUGCCAACUUACCCCAGUCAAGCGUAAACCAAGGGUUAUGCUUGGAUGCUGAAGUGGCCUUAGCAACUGGGCAGCUCCUUGCCCCAAACAGUCACCAGUCCAGCAGUGCGGCCUCUCACUGCUCUGAGUCCCGAGGCGAGACCCCCUGUUCGUUCAACGAUGAAGACGAGGAAGAUGACGAGGAGGAUUCCUCCUCCCCAGAAUAAAGACAGGAGGAAGCCCACGUUUUAAUAUUGACGCUCAUGUGUGUUUUUAGUGUGAGCUCUUGUUUUUUAAAUGAUUGCUUCAGUCUUUGCCUUUGUUUGCACUGUGUGUUCAGUGAAAACUAGAGAAACACAAUAAGCAAAUUACAUGAAGGCUGAGAUGCUUGAGAUGAAAGUUAACAUAGCAUGAAUGAAAACUCUGAUCAACAGAGCCGUAGAUCACAUCGCAAACAAAGCAUGUUUUCUGAGGAGAGAGAGGGGGAAUAAUCCCUGAAGAACUGGCAGUGUGAAUGCAGCUCGUUUAUCUUCUGAGGUGGGAUCUUUGUAUUCCCCACACCUGCAUAAUCAUUCUUAGGAUUGAGAUUGCUGCAAGGAACAGUUCUUGACGAUCAUGUUUCUCUCCCUUGCCUGGGCUGUCUUUUACAAGGCAGAAAUGAACAUGAAAGUCUCCAGUAGGGAGACUUAUACAGUGAGGGUUAUAGAUGGCAAUCCUUGUGGCCCAAGGAGCACAGACUAAACUGCUGAACUAGUUGAAAGUCUAGUUGAGGUGCUUUACGCAUCAGCUGCCUUAGACAGCUUCUAGAAAGGAGCGAGCGCUAAUUCUUAAGUACUUAAGUGACAUUUAGAAUAAUUUAUAGUAAAACUGAAAUGAUUGUUAUUAGCCAAUGCAUUGGUGCAUAGAAUUUAUUAGGGCUACUUCUGGAAGCCAAAAUAGAAUCGCAUUUUCAUGUGCAUUAAAUACUUCGCCAGCACUGCCUUUUGCCCAGCAUUCUAAAUCUGGAGUUUUACAGAGAUGGACUUAUCUAUAGUUCUAAUCAAAGCUAUGCAUUUCAUACAGCUUUUUCUUUUAAAACAAACAAAAAAAUUCCUAUGACUGAGAUGCUUGCUUACAGUUCCCUGCAGUAAUUGUGUGAUUUUACCUUGUGUGCAAUUUGUGAAAAUGAACCGUAUGUCAUUACUUUUGUCUUAAAAGUCUAUUUCAAGAAUAUGAACAGCAAUGUUUUCUUGUACAUGUCAACUUUUUUCACAUUUGUAUUAAUCAAAAUGACCUUAUCGGUUUACCUUUAUUCCUGGUAAAUUACAUUUUAAACUAAACCGAUAUUCAGUGUUUCACAGAAACAUGGAAAAACAUUGAACACUCCAGUUGAUUGAAUAUGUAGUAGUGUGGUGUAUAGUAUGUUACUUCAUAGCCAAAGAUGCCGUUAGCACUGCUGCACUGCUGGUAUGUUCACAACUACUGCUCCUUUGAAUUGAGGAGUGUAGAGACAUCUGCCACCAUGGCCAAGCCCGGCUUAAUUUCUCAGUAAGGCCUUGAAAAGGAACAAAUAAUAAUGGGAGAAUUAACUCUAGAAUUUUGAGUUGAGUCGUAUGGAUUUGUCCCACAAUUGUGCAUCUAGCAUCUCUGCCCCCAGCACUAAGUUUGGCCCAAUGUUUUUUUCUAAAUCCCAUGAGAAAAGUGCAGCCUCAAUCCUGUGACACCUUUUUAAAGAUCUGCCAGCAUGCUUACAGUGAGCUGGGGACGAAAGCUUUGGCUGGCUUGAAAUUUUUAUUAAGGCCAUAAAAACUAAUAAACAAGAACAUACAACUUUAGCUUAAGCUCCUUUGAGACAAAACUUUCAUUUUGUCAGAAAUAAGCCAUAGUGCAGACUCAGAGUAUUCAAGAGGGCAGGUAGAGAGAGCAAAGCAUUUUUUAGAGAAUUCUGUCAUAGUUUGAGUUCUGGAGCCCACCUUUCAGACCGGUCACAUGGGAGCAGUCCUGAACACUUCAAAGGCUGCAACAGAUUCCCAUGGGCCCUGCAGGAGAUAUUUCUACCCGAAAACUGUCAGCUUCACAGGUCAGGUAAAACGGGAUGUCCUUCCAAACCAUCCUUCAAGGGGCUGCUGCUGCCUCUACUAACCCCAUUCUUUCUCAUCUCUGUACUUAAAGGAGACCUAGCAGCGACCUGGAAAGGCCAAAGGUAACAGCCACCUUUUUACUCUUCAAAAUAUUGAACUACAGGUACUAAGAUACAUUUCAAAAUUUAAGACAGGUACAUUAAUUAUUAUAACUAUUCCUCUACCAAAUAGCAAAAUCCUUGCUAGAGUUCUUGGGAAACCAUCUCCUUUCCUAUCUCUGCUGCUGUAGUGCUUUAAAUUGAUAAAAUAUGGAUUUUAUUUUUAAAAAAGGCAACCAAAGACUCUUAUCUUUAUUGGUGCCCUCCUUUGGCCAUCUCCACCAUAGGCGUGUGGCAUUUGCCUCCAUUCCUGAGUGAUGUGUUUGGGUUACUGCUGAGGACAUCUCACAGAGUGACGCUAGUCACCAGUACAUGCUGCUGGUGUAAAACCUUACCUGGAAAAAAACUAGGUUGAGAUGUUUAGAAAGAUAAAUUCUGUUAUUCUAUAUCUCCUCUUAACAUAUUUAUCUGGGUCUAAAAUUCAGCACUGAGUCACAAUUUCAUGUAGAAAUCAAAGUGAAAAUGUUAUGAAAUUGCGGUCACAACAGUCCCGGCUUCUCUGUAGGAGUAGCACAUGGGCUUACUUGCGUGUGCACACACACCCCACCCCUCUCAGAUGGUGCUGGUCAGAGUCUGCUUUUUGGGGAGUUCGAGAGGCCUUAUCUCCACUGAGGGUCAGUUUGGCUGUUACCCUUUCAAGAGUGUAGGGUCAUUCAGUCAGUUAAUUCUUGCUACAUUUAGCACAUGUGCAGGAAACACCAGGCCCUGUAUGUUUUACUCUUAGUGGUAAAAGCAAGGCUGCAGCAUACACAGCAGUGCUUCAGGCCCUCAGGUGCUCCCUAGGCUUUCCCCACUAUUGUCUUUCUCUCAUCCACCUACUCUUUUCAUGGGUUGAAAAGCAGUUUCAGUGAGUGUCUAUGUACGUUGUGCUUUAUGAUUGUGGAAGGCCUUGGGAGAAGCCAACAAAGGAGGGGCUAACACAGCAAUCUUCCACCUCUCAACAGCCCUAGAAAACCAUGGAUGUGGCCACAUGUCUUUGCAUCCUUCAAUUUAAGUCUUUAAAGAAGUGAUUGGGAGAAAAAUCUCUGUAAUUUCUGCCAUUUUACCAGGAAAAUUUACAGUUGUAACAGUACUCUGCCGUAUUUGAAAAAUAAUGCCAGGGUCAGUCCUCAAAAACAAAGUAGCCCCUGUCAGAUAAUUCAGGUGGAAGUAAUUACAAAGGAGGAGCUCAGUUUAGCCUUGCAGACAUCUGUAACUCGACUGUUUGCUAAACCACAACUCUGGCUACUUGGGUCAUAGAGACAGCAAAGUUGCUGCAAGUACAGAUGUGACUGUAGGCCCCUGAGACAUUGUGGGUGACGGGAGCACACGAUAGAGAGAGGCCUGUUUCACCUUGUUCAUGUCAAGGCCCUUGAACACCUGUCAGACAUCCUCCUACUCAAGUGGGCUGUCCUUACUUAGCAAAUCUGUGACAUAGACCUUAAAACUGUGUGGCCUUAGUGGUAAGUAUGGGUUAGGGGUUGGACAGUGAAUGUAAAGAUUUAACCAUUCAGUGAGUAUCCGAGUACUUACUAUGUGCCAAGAAUUGGGGACAGAGCAGGGACCAGGGACAGCCCUGCCCUUGGACAGCUCUCAUUCUCCUGGGGAAACAGGUGAUCACAAACAGAAAACAUUCAGAUUUAUUGCUAUGGAAAAAAAAAAGCAUAAUGAGACAGUGGGGGAAAGGCUGCUUUUGCUUGGGAUAGCUUGGGAAAACCCCUGUGAGAAAGUGACAUUUGUCCUGAGUCAGACAGUGGAAAGACAGAUGUCUCUGUACUUCUUAACAUGCUAUUCUGUCCCAUAACAUGCACUUGGAAUAUCUACUACUUUCCAAAGGGCCCACUGUUCCAAUUUUAAGUAUACAUUUUGGAGUCUUUUAAGGAACUUUUAAAUUAAAAAAUACCAAACUUAGCCACCUGCCGUAUCCAAAAACCAAGAGAAUAUUCUAACAAAUCCAUGAAGUUCUCAUUAUUAGCUUAAUUACUUUCCAUUGAACCCACACAGUAGAAAAGUGAUUAGAAAUGGAGGCCUUUUCUGCAUGUUUCCUAAGUUGUUGGGUACAUAAAGACCUACUUUUUGUACUGGAUAGACAAAAGAAAAUCUUUAUUCUGCCUGAGGGCUGGCUUUGGUGAAGCUGAAGACUAGACUACUUAAACCGUUUUCCCAAAUGGAUUCCCCAUAUCCAUGCACCCAAAGCAGUGAUCCCAAGAACUGAUGGCCAUUAAUAUGUAUUUUUCAAAGACCCACAAUGUGUGCUGGAAGCCUGCACCAUGCCGUUUGAAUGUCUCAGAAAUUUGCCUCCCUGCCCUCUAAUUCACAGUUAAUACUGUGUUCGAUUAAACUUCUACUCAAGCCAAAUGCUGUUACUCAAAAGGAAAAAGCCUGAUAUUUGCUUAAGAUUCUGCCUUUAAAAAAAAAAAAAAAAAAUCAGGCUAAAUGCCCACAUAAUUUAUAACAUCUCAGGAAAUAACUGCUUUACAUAACCAAAAUGUCCCUGAAAAGUUAUGCUUAGGUAAUCUCUGGAACCCAAUUUUCCUACGUACGUUUGUGUUCUACAGUCUGCUACAGAAGAAACAGUAGGGCCACUCCAGUUGUACACCCCGGGAGUCCCUUGACAGGUACAGUGACUCAUGGUAGCAGACAGCCACUCACCAUGGCGCCGAGAUGGGAGGAUGUAUAUUCAUCUAUUAUGUGUAUUCUGUGCAGCUGUAGACAAGGCAAAAUCUUGUAUAGCCUUUGCUUUACAUAAAAGGCCCGUAGAAUUCAGUGCUUUCUUGACCCCUUGCUAUUCUGGCGGCUUCGAGUUUGAUUCUCCCUGCUUAUAGAUGCAUUGGAAGCCCAUGUAACUGAAGUGUAGGGUCAGGACUCAUCCCUUUGGCACCAAGGGUAUCAGAAUGGGAGAGAGUAUCUCUUGCACCCACCCCACUCACUCAAAGAUGUGAAACAAGCCAAGAGCUUGACUUAACAUCCUUCAGCCUGUUGGUGGCAGAGUCUGCACCAAACCCAGGGCUGCUUCCUCCUGUGAGGGCUACAUUGCCUUCAUUCACUACACUCCUUCUACACGGCUUUUGGAUUAUUGUCAGUCCUCUGUGUCACCAAGUGCCAAACACCUGAGGAGCAGGAGUGAGGCUCCUCUCCCAAGCCCCAGUGUAAGGCUGUGGUGUCCGCUUUGGGCCUCUUGACUCAAGACUCCAGGUUUAGACAGUCACAGCUGCGAAGAAACGCAUCCCUCCACAAAGACUCAUUCACAUCAGUCAUUGGUAGGGAGCUUGAGGUUGAGUUACCGCCUGACCCUUUUGUGCCACACCAGCUUGUUUCUGUCCAUGUCUGUCUCACCAAGGAAACUUCCUGAGAUUGUGUUUGGAUCAUAAAACCAAUCACUGUCACGCUUCACUUCAGACAUCAUUUUUCACCGUGCCAGGCAGCUUAUAGCCAUGGCCUGAUAAUUUUGCUUGUUCAGACUGGGGUCAGAGAUUUUUUUCAUACUAAAAAGUCUCUGAUGACACAGCUACUUUUCUGCCAAAAGGCUUCUCUGGGCACACUGCAGUUCUCUUUCCCAGAGGUACCAUGACAGAGUCAGUCUUUCAGUAUCCUGAAAAAUGGAACCUCCACCUCACCUACUGCACUGGCUUCUUAGGAGGCCUGAGCUGUGGGGACCAUGCUUUAGUGCUGUGAGUUCCUCCACUUAUUUUGUUCACCACUCACCUCACUUGACUUUUGGACAAAAGAGGGGGGAAAAGCUGUAAGUCCAAGUCAUCAGUUUGUUCACUUUUCAUUUGAAGAUGCUGUGCUCUGAUCAUGUGCUGAUAUGCUUUGUUUCCAGAAAAUAGUUUGUUUGUUUGCAUGAAGGAUAGAUACAUCGUGGUGCCACAUGCUUUAAGCAAUUUAAACGAGAAGUUAGUGGAAAAUGAAAACACCACAUCUGACUGGCCUAAUGUAGACUUUCCUCUAUUAGAUUGAAGUACCUAACCGAAUAUAUUAUUUUGUAGUAUCAACUUUGUAAAUAAAUACUAUUAUUUUUAUAUGGAAAUUUUAUAGAAGAGCUAUUUCUGUAUACUUAAUUAUUCCUGGAUUUUCUGAAACUGUUUCCAGUAGAUAAUGGACAAGCCCUGAACAGUGUUCCACUAAGGGUGGUUCAAAGGACCACCUGCAGCAGAAUUGACUGGGGGAGUUUUAAAGUCGUGCAUUCCUAGAACCUGCUCCAGACACUAAGAAGCUCAGAGGGUGAGGCCUGGGAAGCUGUUUUUAAUAAACUCUGAGUGAUGUUUUUUGACCAUUAAAGUGUGAGAAUUUUUGUCCAUCCUAUAAGAACAAAAGGAAAAAAGAAAAAGCAUCUGAAAUUAGUAGUGCUUGAGGGAAAAAUGUAUCACUGUUUCAUGAUUUGAAU
Cynocephalus volans (Philippine flying lemur) is the source of this 8410-nucleotide messenger RNA. It is a transcript of the gene TFDP2, whose product is annotated as transcription factor Dp-2. Gene Ontology annotation, cellular component: nucleus; transcription regulator complex. Gene Ontology annotation, molecular function: DNA-binding transcription factor activity, RNA polymerase II-specific; RNA polymerase II transcription regulatory region sequence-specific DNA binding. The coding region runs from base 659 to 2053 and encodes 464 amino acids. The transcript has 15 exons. The record is from RefSeq and is a predicted model, not a curated record. Gene Ontology annotation, biological process: regulation of transcription by RNA polymerase II; regulation of cell cycle. Lineage: Eukaryota; Metazoa; Chordata; Mammalia; Dermoptera; Cynocephalidae.